AUUCAUAUAGGAUUGUUGUGUCAGUCAUAAUGAUAAAAUGUGAUUAUUUAAUAAAAUCUUGCUGACUUCAUUGUAAUUACUCCAGCUGAUCUCAUUAACCAGAACAGUUUCAGUAGGAGGGCAAACAUUUAACAUUAACUGAAAAAAAUAUACAUUUAGAGGAUUGAACAUGAUAAUUGUUCAGCUCUGGAAAUUGAAAAUGAGAUUUUCUUUCUGGAGAGGUUUUAGUUGUGAUUCAAUUACACACAAAUUUAGUAAGGAGAAUAUUGAAUGAUUAUCAAAUAGCUUUUAGAGGAAAUUUUAUGGAUUGAAUUGAUUAGUUCUGAUCAUGUGAUAGCAUACUGCUGGAGUAGACCAUAGAUGUAAUACCUGUCUAGGAGUAGAUAUUGGUGUUCAUUGCUAUUUAAUGUAUGUACAUUCAUAUUAGUUUAUCAUUGGAUUAUUAAGUUAGAAGAGGUUAAAAUGACCAGCUUCUAGACCUAGUAUUAAACCUUAGGGAUAUAAUACCACAAUGGAUGGAAGGAUUCUAUUACGAAGGUUGUUACAGUCCUCCACACCAACAGUAUACAUUGAUGGGGAUCCAGAGGAGAAUUCUACUGUUAUAAUUCCCUCAACACCGAAGCCUGUAACACAUACACUUAAGUCAUGUGACCACAUAGAUACGGAUUAUGAUGUAGCACUUGCGAUAAUCUGUGCCAUGAGUUUUAUUUUUGGCAUAAUAUACACAUUCUUUGGUUACAGAUUUUUUAAAGCCGUUAUGUUCCUAACAGGAUUCAUCUUCAUAUCAGUUCUUACAUAUUUAAUACUUUCGGAACAGGAUAUUUUACCCCUGGGAGGAGAAAUUGGAGUAGCAGUAGGUGCUGGACUUAUACUUGGCAUAAUAACAAUGUUAGUGCAAUAUAUUGGACUAUUCCUCACAGGAUUUCAGUUUGGAUUAUCUAUUGCUAUGUGUAUUUUAGUUGUUUUAGAACAAUUUUACCAUCCAACUACACGAUGGAUUCCAAUUUCUAUUUUAUGUGGAGUUGGACUAUUUUUUGCUGUGUUGACAUUGAAAUUCCAGAAAACAUUUACAGUUUUAGGAACUAGUAUAUUCGGUGGUGCUUUAAUGAUAUCUUGCCUGGACUACUUUAUAGAAAAGUUUACAAUGUUGAUAUAUAUAUGGGAGAGAGCUAAAGGUGAUUUAUCUGACCAUGUGUGUUGGUACAGCUGGGUGUUGUUGGGUUGUUGGCCGUUUUGUUUUAUAGUUGGUGCCGUAGCCCAGUGGAGAAUUACAGGACAAGGUUAUGAUCAUAGAGAUACUUCAGUGGGUAGAAAGAACAAAAAAGUUAGUUUACAGAAAGUGAGGAGACGACAACAUGAACCUGACACACAGUCCAGAUACAGACACUUAUAUAAAGCUAGACGAACUACUGGGGAUGUCAUUUCACAGAGUUACUUGCAGAACAUACAGGAAAGAUUUUCACCAUCCCUGAAGCGACAUAGUCACACACCCAUCCCAACAGAACCAAGUCAAACAGAAUUAGAUAGUGCUAGUACAACUCUUACACAGAUUUCAUGAUCUACAACUAAACAUUGACAAAUAGUCAUUUAAAUGGUAUCUGACAUGUGAAACCUUAAAUGUGAACUGACAUGUGAAACCAAUAACAGUGCUGAAUGCGAAGAGCCAUCUCAUAUGGGAGCUUUAUUGUAAUAUGUGUUUAUAUGAGAGGAGCCAUUUCAUGUGGGAGCUUUCUUGUAAUAUGUGUUUAUUUCUAAGUGUAAGCUGACAAUUGAAAUUCAAACAGAAAUAUUACUUGUGCUUGGUUGUACAAGCAGUUAUUUAGGAAAUUGACACAAAUGGUGAAAUACUUGAGUUGAAUGAUGAAAAGAGAAGCAAAAAUAUGUAUUGUUAAUAUUUAUGGGUAAACAAGCUGAAACUUACAAAUACACAAAUAUAAAUACUGUUACUAUUCAUACAAAUCAAAUUUUCUAAGUAAAAUGUAAAUGUAUGAAUUUAACAAACAAGACUUCAAAUUGUUGAACACGUUAACUUAAGUGAUGAUAUUCACUCUCCUAACUACCGGUAAAAGUAAAUUUGUGCAGUGACAGUGUGAGACUAUGUAUAACAAUGAUCAAAGGGACACAACUCCAGAAUAUCUUUGAAUGUCUUUUAAAGAUUUAGGAUUAUUUCGAGAAUGGAUUAUAUUUUUUUUAAAGUAUUUUCUUUGUGUAACUUUCUUUUAUGAUAUGUUGGUCUUUAUUAUGAAGAAUGCAUACGUUACAAGCUGCUGACAGAUGAUGUGUUUAGUAUCUGAUCCAAUGGAAUAAAGUGAAAUUAAAUGAUAGCUACAUGUGAAUGUUUUUUGUUGAGGCAGUUUAGUCACAAAGGUAUUCCUUUGAUUAGUGUUAAUUAAUUUGAGAUUACAAAGUAACACACUAUGAACUUUUGUCUUAUCUUUGGAGUCAUUUUCCUUCAAAUCAAUUUAAAUUUAAAUAUAUAAAUUUUUAUGAAACUAAUUUUGGGAUCACAGUAAAAACAUUGAUUACUUGUAUUAUUUUUAGUAGGCUAAUUUCAAGACAAU
Messenger RNA from Mytilus trossulus (common blue mussel), 2561 nucleotides. RefSeq names its product transmembrane protein 198-like. The record is from RefSeq and is a predicted model, not a curated record. The coding region runs from base 512 to 1558 and encodes 348 amino acids. Gene Ontology annotation, cellular component: plasma membrane. Lineage: Eukaryota; Metazoa; Mollusca; Bivalvia; Mytilida; Mytilidae. The transcript is spliced from 5 exons.